Messenger RNA from Glycine soja, 995 nucleotides. RefSeq names its product HVA22-like protein c. Lineage: Eukaryota; Viridiplantae; Streptophyta; Magnoliopsida; Fabales; Fabaceae. The record is from RefSeq and is a predicted model, not a curated record. The coding region runs from base 146 to 694 and encodes 182 amino acids. The transcript has 5 exons.
CUCCUUUUGUCAACAUACUUUCAUUGUCUUUGUUACUUUCUAGUCUGUAGUGUCCCACUUUUGAAGCCUCUCUGUCUCUCUUUAAUACCCUCUUUCUGAGUUCCACUUCAGAAAAGGAGAAGAAAACAGAACAGCAUUGCUACACAUGGGUGCUUCUGGCAACAAUUUUCUCCAAGUGGUCGCCAAGAACUUCGAUGUUCUUGCUCUGCCCUUGGUCACCCUUGUUUACCCUUUAUAUGCUUCAAUCAAGGCCAUAGAGACCAGGUCUAGUACUGAUGAUCAGCAAUGGCUGACUUAUUGGGUUCUCUAUUCAUUGAUCACACUCUUCGAGCUCACAUUUGCCAAAGUUCUUGAAGUGCUUGCCAUAUGGCCCUAUGCCAAGUUGAUACUCAGUUGCUGGUUGGUUCUUCCAAACUUUAAUGGGGCAGCACAUGUUUAUAGGCACUAUGUUAGACCAUUCUAUAUGAAUCCACAAAUGCCUCAAAUGCCUCAAAUCCCAGGAACUUCUCAAAUGUGGUAUGUUCCUAGAAAGAACAUCUUUAGUAAGCAGGAUGAUGUCCUUACUGCUGCUGAGAGAUACAUGGAAGAGCAUGGAACAGAAGCAUUUGAAAGACUCAUAACCAAGGCUGACAGAGAAGCUAGAGCAAGGAGGAAUGGAAAUUAUAUGAUCUUUGAUGAUGAUUAUAUAGAUUAACUUUGUUAACCCUUAAACUUUUCUCUGUAGUAUACUAGUAUCACUAUGACAAUUCCUUAAAUAGUUAUUUAAGUGUAUGACUUAUGAACUUAGUGACUUUAGAUAUGUUUAGUUCAGGUUCAUCAAGUUGGCCUAUAAAGACAUAAGCAGGAAAAGAUAAAAGAGGGGGAGAAAGUGAUGGGGAUUGAGUGAUGACCAAAGUCAGAAGCAAUCACUACCUUCUGGCCAAAGUAAAUAUGAAUUUUUCAUUCCUACUUCAAGUAAAUAGAUAUACCCACAUUGACUUUUGAGCUUAAAACAA